Mugil cephalus (flathead mullet) is the source of this 3637-nucleotide messenger RNA. RefSeq names its product histone deacetylase 6 (gene hdac6). The coding region runs from base 148 to 3363 and encodes 1071 amino acids. Gene Ontology annotation, biological process: chromatin organization. Gene Ontology annotation, molecular function: histone deacetylase activity; zinc ion binding. The record is from RefSeq and is a predicted model, not a curated record. The transcript has 28 exons. NCBI's taxonomy places the organism in Eukaryota, Metazoa, Chordata, Actinopteri, Mugiliformes, Mugilidae. Gene Ontology annotation, cellular component: histone deacetylase complex.
GCUCGGUGACGUCAUGUGUGUGCGACAGUGAUGGGGUAUGCGCUGUAGGCGGCUGAGACUGAAACAAAAACAGGAAGCUUGUUCAGACCUGAUCCAGAUCCAGGGUUUGAUCCGGAGAAGCGGAGUCGGGACUUCAGUGGAUCUGAGAUGGAGUCUGGAUCAGAACCUCCAGGAGGAGGAGUCAGAAGAUCUGGUCCAUCACCUCAGGUGAAGAAGGAGGAGAGAGGAGCAAAGAAGGAGGAGAGAGAAGCAAAGAAGGAGAAGAGAGGAGGAGGCCGCCUGCAGGAGGUGAAGAGGAGAGGGAGGAUGGAGAGGAGCAGAGAGGAGGAGCUGAGCGGCCGCCUGCAGACGCUGGACCUGUCCAGACGAGCGUCCGCCACAGGAACCGGACUCGUCUACUCUGAGAUCUUCACUCACCACAGGAACCUAUGGGAGCCCAGUCACCCGGAGAGUCCAGACCGAGUGACGUCCAUCAUGGAGGAGCUGGAGAGACGAGAUCUGCUGUGUCACUGCAUCAGGGUGGAGCCGAGAGAAGCUACAGAAGAAGAGCUGCUCCUGGUUCACACGAAAGGUUACGUGGACGAGAUGAGGUCGACUCAGACGAUGACGCAGACAGAACUACAGACUCUGUCCAACAAAUACGACUCAGUCUACGUCCACCCAGAGUCCUUCCAGGUGUGCUUGUUGGGGGUGGGGUCAGUCCUCCAGCUGGUUGACCAGGUCAUGACCUCUGACCUCAGGAAUGGAUUCGCUGUCAUCAGACCUCCAGGUCAUCAUGCUCAGUCCAGUCAGUCCAACGGCUUCUGUCUCUUUAACAACGUGGCGGUUGCAGCUCGUUACUCUCAGACCAGACACUCGGUCAGCAGGGUGUUGAUAGUGGACUGGGAUGUUCAUCACGGUCAGGGCAUCCAGUACCUGUUCCAGGAGGAUCCCAGUGUCCUGUACAUCAGCCUCCACAGGUUUGAACACGGCUCGUUCUGGCCUCACCUGCCUGAGUCUGACUGUGGCUUCGUUGGUCGUGGACGCGGUGAAGGAAGGAACAUCAACCUGCCCUGGAACCAGACGGGGAUGACUGACGCAGACUAUAUCACAGCUUUCCAACAAGUGGUGCUGCCUGUAGCCUACGAGUUUGAUCCGGACCUGGUUCUGGUCUCUGCAGGAUUCGAUGCUGCGGUUGGAGAUCAGAAGGGGGAGAUGUGUGUGACGCCUCCAUGUUUCCACGUCCUGACUCACAUGUUGAUGCGUUUGGCUGAAGGUCGACUCGUUCUCUCUCUGGAGGGAGGUUAUAACCUGCAGGCCACAGCAGAGGGCGCCGCAGCCUGCGUCCAAGCUCUGCUGGGCGGAGCCUGUCCUCCGCUGACUCCGCCCACUGCUCCGUCUGACAGUGCUCUCCGGUCCCUCUCUCAGACCGUCGCCGCCCAGUAUCCUCACUGGGCUUCUCUGCAAGUGCUGGAAGGAAGCUCAUUGGCUGAGGGCGCUGUCAUCAGAACGUCAGCGAGUCAGGAGAGCGUAGUGAAGCCCAACCCCGCCCCCUCUGCUGCCACGGUAACGGGUCUGGUUUAUGAUGAAAGGAUGAUGGAGCAUCUGAACCUUUGGGACAGACAUCACCCUGAACAGCCUCAGAGAAUCUCCAAGAUAUUCUCCAAACAUCAGCAGCUGGGAUUGGUAGAUCGUUGCCACCGGAUACCAGCUCGCUUAGCAACAGAGGAGGAGCUAUGUCUGUGUCACAGCGUGCAGCUCGUCCAGCUGAUGAAGACCACGGCCUCCAUGAAGCCCAGAGAUCUGAACAAACUGGGAAACGACUUCAACUCCAUCUUCAUCAACAACCAGAGCUUCCAGUCGGCUCAGCUGGCGGCCGGAGGCGUCUUCAACGCUGUGGACCAGAUCCUCAGUGGACAGGUGAGUAAUGGCGUGGCCAUCGUCCGCCCCCCUGGUCAUCACGCAGAGAGAGACUCUCCAUGUGGUUUCUGUUUCUUCAACACGGCGGCGUUAGCAGCUCGCUACGCCCAGAAGACUUCCCAUGAUGCACCGCUGCGGGUCCUGAUCCUGGACUGGGACGUUCACCACGGCAACGGGACACAACAUAUGUUCGAGGACGACAGCAGCGUCCUUUACGUCUCCCUCCAUCGCUAUGACAACGGGACGUUUUUCCCGUCCUCGGAGGACGCCGCCCCCGACAAGGUGGGCGUGGGCAAGGGGGCGGGGUUUAACGUCAACGUGGCGUGGAGCGGAGGGAGGAUGGGGGACUCCGACUACCUGGCAGCCUUCCACCACGUCGUCAUGCCGAUCGCCACCGAGUUUAACCCUGGUCUGGUUCUGGUGUCGGCCGGAUACGAUGCAGCCCGUGGUGACCCUCUGGGUGGAUACAACGUGACCCCGGAGGGAUACGCCCACCUCACACACAUGCUGAUGUCACUGGCGGGGGGGCGUGUCCUCCUCAUACUGGAGGGAGGUUAUAACUUGACGUCCAUCUCUGACUCCAUGGCGAUGUGCACCAGGGUGUUGCUAGGAGACCCUCCCCCAUCGUUGGUGAUGCCCCUCCCCCCUGCGCACCACAGCGCCGUGGCAACGAUCAACAUGGUCAUCCGAAACCACGCCCCCUACUGGAAGUCCCUGCGAGUACACAUCCCAGAGUCGGUGCGUGAGGCCCUGCCCUCCCCAAAGCAUCGUGGGAAACGUGGUUCUAAAGGAAAAGGCAGGAAGUCAGAGCAGCUGUCCCCUAGAGGACCGGCGGUCUCCACGACGCAGAGCAGUCUGGAGCAGCUCACGCUGGGAUUGGCCGGUCUGGACAUCAGUCAGAGCUCCUCCCCAUCAGAGCUCAGCCAAUCAGCGAAGAGCACGACGCUUCAGGCUGUUGCCGUGGCAACGACGGACCCAGAGGCAGCUGUGGGCGGGGCUGCGUGUGCUCUAGGGGCGAAGCCUGAGGGAGGCGGGGCUGUGUCUGGUGUGGAGGCGGAGCCAGAGCCUGAGGGAGCAUGUGGUUGGUCGAAGCCUCAGACGUGUGGAGCUGAUCUGGGCGGAUCCACUCUGUACGUUGUGGAUCCUCUGUCCUGGUGUCCCCACCUUGAUGCCGUUAAGCCCCUCCCCCCCUCGGGUAUAGACGUCUCCCGUCCUUGUCAGGACUGUGGCUCCGAUGCUGAGAACUGGAUCUGUCUCACCUGCUACCAGGUGUUCUGCGGUCGUUAUGUCAACGAGGACAUGGUGUCCCACGGCGUCAUGUCUGAACAUCCUCUGGUUCUGAGUUUCUCUGAUUUGUCCGUGUGGUGUUACCCGUGUGAGGCAUACCUGCACCACCAGUUGCUGUUUGAAGCUAAAAAUGCGGCUCACAUCUCUAAGUUUGGAGAGAGUGUCCCCUGGAGCUGAGAGGACGCCACGUCUCUGUCCUCCUGCACUGUGAUUGGUUGGUGCAUCUCCAUGGAUACCAGCAGCAGAGGGGCAUCGUGGGAAACGAGUCAUAAGGAGUCCUACAAGUGCCAAAAAAUAAAACAAUGAAAGUCGUGUUUUUAUCUUUUAUGAUUUUUUUAUCUUCAUCAUCUCCAUCACUUCCCGGACACUUUUAUUUUGAUCCUGAGUCGAUUAAAGAAUUAAAAAGGACGGAAAGUGAUCAGCUGAUCUCUAACGGUUUAUUCUCAUUGAA